This is a messenger RNA of Papaver somniferum (opium poppy), 849 nucleotides long. RefSeq lists its product as uncharacterized. The transcript has a single exon. The record is from RefSeq and is a predicted model, not a curated record. The coding region runs from base 1 to 849 and encodes 282 amino acids. NCBI's taxonomy places the organism in Eukaryota, Viridiplantae, Streptophyta, Magnoliopsida, Ranunculales, Papaveraceae.
AUGGUUGAAUCUACUCCUCAAACACCACCAGACAGUCCUCAAGAUCAGACUUCUCAACAUCAAACUUCGUCUGCAACUCCAAUCAUUCCUGCCUCAGGAAGCUCCAGAAUUUCAGAUCCAUAUGUUAUCCAUCCCAGUGAUAACCCUGCCACUGUUUUGUUUUCUCCAUUGUUACAGGGUGACAAUUAUGGAUCCUGGGUUCGUGGAAUCACCAAGGCCCUCAACGCAAAAGGGAAACUUGGAUUCGUAGAUGGUACUCUUCCUCCUCCUACUGAUGCUCUUGCCUAUCAGUGCUGGAAGAGAUGCGACGAUCUGGUGGGCAGUUGGCUUCUCAACUCAUGCCAACCUGAUAUCCGGGCAAGCUGUCUAUAUGCUCCUUCUUCUCAUGCAAUAUGGAAGGAUCUGCAAGUGAGGUUUUGUAUCUCUAAUGCACCUAUUUUAUUUCGAUUGAAAUCUGCCAUAGCUGCUAUACGGCAAGAGUCGAUGUCUGUUUCCUUAUACUACACAAAGAUUAAAACAUUAUGGGAUCAAUAUGACUCCCUUGUUGCUGUUACUGAGGUGUGUAUUUGUGGUGCUGGGAAACACCUGCUUGAACGCCUAGAGCGUGACAGAGCCAUGGAGUUUCUUCAGGGCUUGCAUGAUCGUUUCUCUAAUCUCAGAAGUCAGAUCCUGUUGAUGGACCCUUUUCCAACUGCUCUGCGCAUAUUCAACAUGGUGCAGCAAGAAGAGGAACAACAACAUAUCACUUCCAGCCCUCUUCCCAACAUCGAGUUUGCUGCUUUGAACACCAACCGUUACGCUGCAUCCUCAUCUGGUUCUCGUCCUGCUACCAGCCAUUUAUUGCGAUAA